Acanthisitta chloris (rifleman) is the source of this 820-nucleotide messenger RNA. RefSeq names its product small nuclear ribonucleoprotein polypeptide A' (gene SNRPA1). Gene Ontology annotation, biological process: mRNA splicing, via spliceosome. The record is from RefSeq and is a predicted model, not a curated record. NCBI's taxonomy places the organism in Eukaryota, Metazoa, Chordata, Aves, Passeriformes, Acanthisittidae. The annotation marks the transcript as partial. The transcript is spliced from 8 exons. Gene Ontology annotation, cellular component: U2 snRNP. Gene Ontology annotation, molecular function: U2 snRNA binding; protein binding.
GCUACAAAAUCCCUGUAAUUGAAAACUUGGGGGCAACUCUGGACCAGUUUGAUGCCAUUGACUUCUCUGACAAUGAGAUCCGCAAGCUGGACGGGUUCCCUCUGCUGCGGAGGCUGAAAACGCUGCUGAUGAACAACAACAGGAUCUGUCGGAUUGGUGAAAACCUGGAACAGGCUCUGCCCAGCCUCACAGAGCUCAUCCUCACCAACAACAACAUUGCUGAACUGGGUGAACUGGAUCCUUUAGCAACUAUUAAAUCAUUGACCUACCUGAGUGUUUUAAGGAAUCCUGUAACAAAUAAGAAGCAUUACAGAUUGUAUCUAAUCCAUAAAGUUCCCCAGGUCAGAGUGCUGGAUUUUCAAAAAGUGAAGCUCAAGGAGCGACAGGAGGCAGAGAAAAUGUUCAAGGGCAAACGGGGUGCACAGCUUGCAAAGGAUAUUGCCAGGAGAGCAAAAACCUUCAACCCAGGGGCUGGGCUGCCAACUGACAAAAAGAAAACUGGGCCCUCCCCAGGCGAUGUGGAGGCAAUUAAGACUGCCAUAGCGAACGCCACGACUUUGGCUGAAGUGGAGCGACUGAAGGGCUUGCUGCAGGCUGGUCAGAUUCCUGGCAGAGAAAGAAAAUCAGGCCCAUCAGAGGACGGCGAAGAAGAGAUGGAAGAGGACACGGUGCCCAACGGAUCGUAGGCUGUGCCGUGCCGUGUCCGGUGCUCCCCAGGAUCCCUCUCCUGCCCUGCCACGUUCUCCCUGCCGGCGCUCAGUGCCCCCUGUCCCCUGUCCUCGCGCAUUUCGGCGUUCAAUAAACGAACGAUCUCUUUUUC